UGUAGCCUCAUUUUCCUCUCAAACCAUCAUCACUUCUUUUGCAUUGUGUGGAAACUUCAAGUUUUUUCUCUUCUUCUUCCCUAAGUAACAAACUUUCUCCAAACAGAUUAUAAGAAAAUCAUAUCUCAGCAAGAACUAAGAUGAAGUUUCCGGUUGUACAAUUUUGUAUCAUCUCUUUGCUCCUCACAUCUUCUUUAUUCAUGCUCUCUACCGCCGAUUCAUCAUGUGAUGGAAAAUGCAAUGUGAGAUGUUCAAAGGCAGGGAGACAAGAUCGGUGUCUCAAGUAUUGCAAUAUAUGCUGCGAGAAGUGUCAUUGUGUACCUUCGGGAACUUAUGGACACAAAGAUGAAUGUCCUUGUUACCGCGAUAUGAUGAGCUCCAAAGGCACACCCAAAUGUCCUUGAACAUGUUCAGAAGAUGAUUAUCUUUACAUUUUACAUACAAAAAAUAUUAAGAUUGUGGUUGAUGCAUAUAUAAUAAUAAGCUUGAAAUACUCCUUCAUGUAUGAAAGUGUGAGAGAUCUUGCCAAUAAAAUGAAAUAAUAUAUUUUCAAAAUAUGUGUAAAGUUUUACGUAUAUCAAUGACUCCAUGUAUGAACUA
Camelina sativa (false flax) is the source of this 600-nucleotide messenger RNA. Its product is annotated as gibberellin-regulated protein 10. NCBI's taxonomy places the organism in Eukaryota, Viridiplantae, Streptophyta, Magnoliopsida, Brassicales, Brassicaceae. The record is from RefSeq and is a predicted model, not a curated record.